Molecule: messenger RNA, 2964 nt
Organism: Geodia barretti
Lineage: Eukaryota; Metazoa; Porifera; Demospongiae; Tetractinellida; Geodiidae
Source: the annotation of a GenBank genome assembly
GGGGUGGGGAUGCGUGCUGUGGGACUGCCCAAUACGUGCGGGCUUUUGAGCGGCGGCAUGGCGGCCGAGGGGCUUUGGAGAGGGCUGCUGACCUGCUGUGGAGGCGUCUGGGCGACCACUGUCCCUCCAUAGCCCGUGCACCCUGCUGGGAAAUCGCCGUUCAUGUCUCCCUCGUUUGCUGCCGUCUUCUUGGAGUUUGAGAGAGCUUCUUUCGAACUCAUGAGCCGAGCUGGAUCUGCGAACUUGGUCUCAGGCACUCAAAUGACAUAGAAAGGGGGCUUGUCCUGCAACACGAGUAGGAAAAUGGUGAUCUUAUACAUAGUCAUAAGUUUCACAAAACAAUGAAUUUCGACCCAGCCCAGAUCGAACUGCGCAUGCGUAAAACUCAGCCAACAAUCGAUAUAAUCACGAGGGCCGGGCUAUAGGGGAGGCAAGAGAGCUCAGGAAUCCAAUGGCUGUUUCCCUGCCUGUCGUUCUUCUGUCCAUACUGCUAUUCUUCGCCUAUGGUGCAACCAGCGGACGCUGCGAUGUGACUCCCGUCGUCUGCGAUCAAUUAGCAUACACCCUGGGACCCACAGACCCUCGAUUACCCUCUCUUCCUUCCCAGUUCUCCACCACCGUGCAGGCAGUGGUGCAGUCAAGAGGCCCGGGGGAGAUAUCUGUGCGAGAGUACUUUGACGACGUGGGGAACCGCGGCCGUAUGGACUUCGCCUACAACGGCACCUCCGGCUACUUGCUCGUCGACUAUGAAUCGCUGCAAAUCUUCAGCGUUGUGGGAGCAACGGAGUGCACUGUGCGGGUGGUGGAAGAGAGUAAUCCAGGGCUGAGGGAGACAUUCGGUUUUCGUCUCCAGGAGGGUGCACCUCACAUUGGCACCGCGGCCCAUUUCUUCCGCACAAACGACACUGACAGUGUAUUAUUUAUGGGACAAGAAGAUCUCCGAGGCAUACCCUGUAAUCACUGGCAAUCGUGCUACACCCUCUCCGAUAGGUCGUAUACAAUCGACUACUAUUUCUCGAGGAAUGACUCUAAUUGGACCUCGUCGUACAGGAGUGACCCCGUCCCGGUCAUGAUUAUUGUGAACGGAACAAACGAAGAUGAAUCGAUGAACAGCACACGCAGCGUACUGAACACUUACACUUUUGUCGAUUUCAACGUCGGUCCCGACUCCGUACCAGACGACGUUUUUCGGGUUCCGAAUGGUCUGUCGUGCAAGGGGCGUGCACCGGGUAUGCCCCUUCCAUCACUGCCUGAUUACUUCAGCGCUUUUUUCGAAGCGGUCGAUGAGAACAACAAAACUGUCAGUGUUUUCAGGGAAUUUUAUGACUUUAAGCACACGUUGUUCCGAGUGGACUUCUACAGUGCGGGAGAUAGCGAUUUGUCAACUGGGCCGCACACCUUCAUCCAAGAUUUCGACCUGGAGACCCAGUAUGUCAUUGACAGACGAUACGGGAACUGUUCAAUUUAUGCCAUCGAACCUCAGGGGGCCUUCGACGUUAGUGUGGUCAACGGAACGGCCGCCCUCGUGACCUCGUCCCAGCUGUUCCUCCUGGAGGACGGCUCAAACUAUACCUACGAGGGAGUGAGCACCGUUCGUGGAGUAGAGGUCGAUACCUGGGUGUACUACACGGCCUUCAAAACGCUUCGUUCGGGAUCAAACAUGACCGACGCACUCCACGAAGUGUUUUUCACUCGUCCCGAGUGGAAGAUAGGGACGCACUCUUCCGCCAGGUCCUCAGAGUCUUCCCUGUGGAGGUCAAGGUACACGGGGACUAUUACCUACGUCAACGACACGACAAAUAGCAGCGAGACUCGUCAAUUUACGGGGACGUACGAUUCGUUUGCAUUUGACAGUGGACCACCCGACCAAGAUGUUUUCGACACGUCGGUGUGUGUACAGAGCGGCCAGUUCUACGUCGUGGGGCUGUUUGUACCGGUGACGGGGAUCGAAGUGGAUUUCUCAAAACUUCCUCAGAACCUGAGAACUGCCAUUAGGGGGUUCACUGGCGUCAGACCUCUUCAAGUUGGAAACAUUCAGGUUGAUAAUGGUGAUGCAGCAGAGCUACUCGUUGUCUUCCACAUUUCAAACCUCUCCAACGUAUCGCUCCCCGCACUGCCCUCCGCCCCUGUCUCCGCCUUCCAGGCCAUCACCGCCCUACAUGACUCUGCCGUAGUCAACAACAACAAACUGAACUUUAAGAUCGCCCUAUCGACCGACGGUAAACAAAGCGCUCGACCCGAGCUCGUGUACCUCCGUAACGAAAACGGGACGGUCUACCAUCGAUCCAGCAGCAGUGGUGAUUCUGACUCGGAUGAUGAUGGUUUGUCGGACGGAGCGAUAGCUGGUAUAGCGGUGUGGAUGUUCAUCCUCGGUGCUGGGCUGGGGGUGAUAGGGACACUGGGGGUCCUGGCUCUAAUGCCGUGCCUGCGGAAGAGGUCCUUCACUCCGGCCAAGGUCUCGUACAAGAAACACGAAGACGAACAAGUGACCGUUAGUGAGUAGUGUGUUAUUAGUAUUCAUUGGAUGGGGCUUUUUACAGUCACCUGUAUCAUAUAAUUGUUUCAUAAUUCUUGCUUCUUACGACUAACAAUGAUAGUGGCGUGGCGCAAAGCUCACACGAGAGAAAGUGAUCAGUACAUUGUGUAUAGUGGCCGCAUGGAGCCAUUUUAAACAAAAAAACGAACGCACGAAAUGAGUGUGAUAUCAGACUUUGUGUGAUAGUACAGAAGGUGGGUGCAGGUGUGUAUUGUAACAGUCUUCUAUCAAAGAGUACUCCAGGCACCUCUUGCACCACGACUCAGGAUUGUCCUUCAUGAAAAGAAAGAGCCAUCACACACUUGGUCACAGUGUAAAUAUAUAAACCCUUGCACUAUGUAUAUACAGGCACAACAAAUUUGCAGCAUAAAAGCAGUGUGUGGAAGGUCUACUUGAUACAUUCACAUACACAUUAUAAUAAUGAAAAG